AACGUUUUCCGGAAAUGGCCCCUGUCUGUUCUCACAUUGAAGUGUAUCUAAGCGCUUAAACACAUUUCCACACUCAUUAUUUUUAUUAACGUAAGGAUUUUGUUACAGAAUUGCUGAAAAAGAGCAGCUUUCUAUCCAGUCAUGAUCAGACACUGCAGGACAUUUUCCCAUCUUGUCUUAAGAAGUCAGACAAAUCAUGUUGUACAGUCAAAUCCAGUUAGGAUACUCUUGCCCUUGUCAGCAUUCACACGUACUGCAUCUCCACGCACUCAUUCUACCAACGUCAAGGUGCGCUCAUACUUACAGUACAUGAAAAGGAAAGUCCAAGGUGCACCAGUUCCUCCAUACAAUCACGUCUGCCAGGUUGGAGAUCCUGUCUUACGUUCACAUGCGGCAGAAGUCGAACCCGGAGCCAUUCAGGGUCCAGAAGUACAGAAGGUCAUAAAAACCCUGGUGAAGGUGAUGAGAAAGCUGGAGUGUGUCGGUCUGAGCGCACCUCAGAUUGGUGUUCCUUUACGAAUAUUAGCUUUGGAGUAUCCUAAGAAAAUGCUGGAGGAAAGCUCAACCGCUUCUGUUGAAGCUCGAGGUCUAGUGGCAGUGCCUCUUAUGAUUUUUAUAAACCCACAGUUACGGGUAUUAGACGGACGCACAGUCAUCUUCCAAGAGGCGUGUGAGAGCAUCUCUGGGUAUUCAGCAUCUGUCCCACGAUAUGUGUCUGUAGAAGUCUCAGGUCUUAAUGAGAAAGCGGAGGAGGUCAGCUGGCAAGCCAGUGGAUGGCCAGCCAGAAUACUGCAGCAUGAGAUGGAUCAUCUUAAUGGAGUGUUAUAUAUCGAUCACAUGGACAGCAAAACCUUUAUUAAUGUAAAAUGGGAGGAGCAUAACGAAUAAAGAUUUGGGAACUUUGAUUUCAGAGAAAA
Messenger RNA from Danio aesculapii, 917 nucleotides. It is a transcript of the gene pdf, whose product is annotated as peptide deformylase, mitochondrial. Gene Ontology annotation, cellular component: mitochondrion. Gene Ontology annotation, molecular function: peptide deformylase activity. Lineage: Eukaryota; Metazoa; Chordata; Actinopteri; Cypriniformes; Danionidae. The coding region runs from base 142 to 888 and encodes 248 amino acids. The record is from RefSeq and is a predicted model, not a curated record. Gene Ontology annotation, biological process: peptidyl-methionine modification; N-terminal protein amino acid modification. The transcript is spliced from 3 exons.